This is a messenger RNA of Aphanomyces astaci, 1682 nucleotides long. RefSeq lists its product as hypothetical. NCBI's taxonomy places the organism in Eukaryota, Oomycota, Saprolegniomycetes, Saprolegniales, Verrucalvaceae. The transcript has a single exon. Gene Ontology annotation, cellular component: nucleolus. Bases 46 to 1626 code for a protein of 526 amino acids. Gene Ontology annotation, molecular function: protein binding. Gene Ontology annotation, biological process: positive regulation of transcription by RNA polymerase I; rRNA processing. The record is from RefSeq and is a predicted model, not a curated record.
CAAGGCCAAAGCAACCUCAUUAACUUCAAGGUCGCGGAACUGAACAUGGACUUCCAGAAGCUCCCGCUCAAACAAUUCCCGCAGGCGACGAGGACCGUCUCUCCUGAGAAGACGUACUGGUCGAAGCUCCGUGCGCCGCAUGAGCUCAAACAAGUGGCGAUGAUCUCGAGCAUCGAGGCCAACCCCGCGGCACCUCACGAAUUCGCCGUGUCCACGUCGACCCGAGUGCAGUUGUACAGCACGGCGUCCAACGACAUUGUGCGCACCUUCUCGCGGUUCAAUGACGUCGUGUACAGCGCGUCGUUCCGCGGCGAUGGUAAGUUGUUGGUCACAGGUAAUGCCAACACACAAGUGUCCGUGUUGGACGUGGGCUCUCGCACGGUGCUUCGCAUCAUGAACGGCCACAAGGGAGCCGUCCGGUCGGCCAAGUUCUCCCGCGACCACGUGCACAUCUUCUCUGCAUCCGACGACAAGACGUGCCGCUUCUGGGACCUGGCCACGGGCACCCCGGUCGCGGUGAUGGGCGACCACACAGACUACGUCCGCCAUGCGGUGCAGCAUCCAUCUCCGUCGUCUCAAGUAUGGGCCACAGCGUCAUACGAUCACACAGUGAAGCUGUGGGACAUGCGCGCCACCCCUGGGAAGACGACGUUCUCGUCGACUCUAUCCAUGGACCACGGCGCACCCGUCGAAAAGUGUCUAAUCCUGCCAGGCGGAAACCUCUUGUUGAGUGCCGGAGACAACACGAUCAAGGUGUGGGACCUCCUCAGCGGCGGCAAGCUGCUGCAUGAGUUCUCAUCCCACCAGAAAACCAUCACGAGCUUGACGCUGGACGGCACCAACACGCGCCUCGUGUCUGCGUCGCUCGACGGGCACGUCAAGAUCUACGACCUUGCCUCGUAUGAAGUGCUCCACGGGUUCAAGUACGGCGACGGCGUCCUCUCGGCGGCUCUCACCCCCACCAACUCGCACUUGGCCGUGGGGACUGUCUCGGGCAUGCUGACCGUCCGCCGCCGCAUCACGACCGACGACGUGCCCGCCACAGACGAACUCCCCGUCGUCCGCGGAGGCAGCUACAAGUACUUUUUGCGAGGAACUAAAGCCAAGCCCACAGACGCCGACCAUAUCAUCACGUCCCGUCGCCAUGCCAAGUGUGCGCCGUACGAGCAGGCGCUGCGGUCCUUCGACUACCGCAAGGCCCUGGACAACUCGCUCGACACGCGAAACCCCACGGUGAUCGCGAGCAUGUUGGAGGAGCUGCGGCUGCGACAGGGGUGGCAGAGUGCGCUGGCGUACCGCAACGAGGAGGCGCUGGAGCCGCUGCUGUCGUUCUGCAUCCGAUACGUGACCGACCCCAAGUACGCCGCCUUGUUGCUGCGGGUAUGCACGUUCCUUCUCGAGCUGUACAGCCCCAUGCUGGGGACGAACCAGUCUAGCGCCGUGUUAGAAGGGCUGUUCUUCAAGCUCAAAAACAGACUCAAGGAGGAGCAGGUGGUGCAGACGUCGCUGCUGCAAGUGAUGGGCAUGGUCGAGAGCAUCAUGACUGCGCAAUCCACGGCCCACAGCCGCCACGCACCGGCGGUUGUGUCGGACGAUCUGCCGCCUCUAAACACCCUCGGACACUAACACGAAUAUAUACAUAGACCACACCUAUUUUCUGUGAUAACGUUUCAACGUACUAC